AUGGGAGACCCCCAUGAACAAAAAGAAGAGGAAGACGAGGAAGACGAGAUUGGUGAACAGGACUUCAACGCUCAGAAAGAUGCCCUUAUAUUCGCCAUUGAUGUUAGCAAGUCAAUGCUGCAACCACCUCCUGCGUCAGAUGACAAGAAGGCAGAUAAAGACCCCCCAGUAUAUGCCGCGCUGAAGUGCGCCUACCAGCUGAUGCAGCAACGAAUCAUAUCUAACCCGAAGGAUAUGAUGGGCAUCAUACUCUUCGGCACUGAAAAGACCAAGUAUUUGGAUGACCAAAAUCUCCGUUAUCCACAUUGCUAUGUCUAUACAGACCUUGAUGUCCCUGCGGCUGAAGAUGUGAAAAAUCUUAAACAGCUUGUGGAAGAGGAUGAGGAUGUUGAUGAUGUCCUCGUUCCAUCUAGCGAAGGAGUCCACAUGUCGCACCUACUCUUUCUAGCCAAAAAUAUAUUUGCCAUGAAGGCCCCGAAUUUUAGUUCACGGCGACUCUUCAUCGUUACGGACAACGAUGAACCUGACAACGACGAUAAACAGACUAGAGAGUCCGCCGCGAAUCACGCGAAGGAUUUGUAUGAUCUAGGCGCAACUAUCGAGCUUUUCGCAAUCACUCGCGAUGACCAGAAAUUCGACUUCAGCAAAUUUUAUGAUGAUAUCAUCUACCGAGACCCAACUACUCAGGAGGCGCACCCAGGGUUGAUAUCGACAUCUAAACCGGCUAACGGCCUUACACUUCUUAAUUCACUCAUCUCGAAUAUUAACUCUAGGCAAACUCAAAAGCGGGCGUAUUUCAGCAACAUGGCUUUCGAGAUCGGACCUGGACUGCAAAUCUCGGUCAAGGGGUAUAUGAUAUUGAAAAGGCAGACCAUAGCCCGGAGCUGUUUUGUCUGGCUAGAUGGAGAGAAGGCGCAGAUAGCCUUAGGUGAAACUGCCCAUAUCGCCGAGGACAGCGCCAGGACAGUUCAGGUUGGUGAGGUGAAGAAAGCCUACAAGUUCGGUAACGAAUUUGUUUACUUCAGUGAAGAUGAACAAAAGUCGAUCAAGCAGUUUGGAGGCCCGAUUAUUCGAGUGAUUGGGUUCAAGGAUAGGUCCCAGCUAGGAUUCUGGGCAUCUAUGGAUAAGUCAAUCUUCAUCUUCCCGACCGAGGAUGGCUUCGUCGGUUCCUCGCGUGUUUUUACUGCCUUAUGGCAGAAAUUACUGAAGUCUAAGAAGAUUGGCAUUGCGUGGCACGUGGCACGAGCGAACGCCCACCCUAGGCUGGUUGCUAUUAUUCCUUCUAGGGCACAGUCUGAUCACAGGUCAGGUAUAUAUUCCGUACCCGCUGGGUUGUGGCUUUAUCCGAUACCGUUUGCAGACGACGUGCGUGAGGGGCCUGGGCAGAUCAACUUGAUUCGAACUACGGACCAAUUGACAGACAAGAUGAAUAAAAUCGUUGGGCAAUUGCAAUUACCAAACGCCGCUUUCAAUCCAUCAAAGUACCCAAACCCCGCACUUCAAUGGCAUUACAGGAUUCUUCAAGCCCUAGCACUUGAAGAAGAAGUACCUGACAAACCUCAUGAUACCACGAUCCCCAAGUACAAGGCAAUUCAUAACCGGUGCGGUGAGUACAUUCAGGACUGGUCGCGAACGGCAGACGAUGUCUUAGGCAUGGUGAAAGAUGCCAAAGCUAUCAAACGCGAAAUGGAGAACGAGGACGAAGAGGACGAGCAUAGGCCAGCAAAGAAGUCGAGAACAACGACGACGAAAGCAAGUGCCAGCAAAGGAGGAUUCGAUAAUGCCGAAUUAAAGAAGAGAUAUGGGGAUGGCACGUUGUCAAAGCUAACGGUAGCUGACCUAAAGCAAAUUCUUGAUGACCGUGGACUAGACACCAAAGGGCUGAAGAAGAGCCUUGUUGAGAGAUUGGAAGAGUGGAUCGAAAGGAAUAUGUGA
Messenger RNA from Hypoxylon fragiforme, 1935 nucleotides. RefSeq names its product ku70 protein. The record is from RefSeq and is a predicted model, not a curated record. The coding region runs from base 1 to 1935 and encodes 644 amino acids. The transcript has 3 exons. NCBI's taxonomy places the organism in Eukaryota, Fungi, Ascomycota, Sordariomycetes, Xylariales, Hypoxylaceae. Gene Ontology annotation, molecular function: telomeric repeat DNA binding; damaged DNA binding; DNA helicase activity. Gene Ontology annotation, biological process: cellular response to gamma radiation; cellular response to X-ray; telomere maintenance. Gene Ontology annotation, cellular component: Ku70:Ku80 complex; nucleus.